Messenger RNA from Homalodisca vitripennis (glassy-winged sharpshooter), 1421 nucleotides. Its product is annotated as neprilysin-2-like. Gene Ontology annotation, biological process: protein processing. The record is from RefSeq and is a predicted model, not a curated record. NCBI's taxonomy places the organism in Eukaryota, Metazoa, Arthropoda, Insecta, Hemiptera, Cicadellidae. Gene Ontology annotation, molecular function: metalloendopeptidase activity. Gene Ontology annotation, cellular component: plasma membrane.
AGUCCUUCAGUAAUGUUUCAGAGGGAAUGCUGAGCGACUGCCACAUACAACAAUAGUUGUCGUUGCUCACUGGCAACAUGUCUCACAAUGGUUGGGGUUUUCUCGUAAUAUUAUUGACCAUUGGUUCAUGUGAAUCAAUCCGAGCCGUAUGCGAGACAGAUGAAUGUAAGACAGCUGCCGAUAGAAUCCUGAAUUACAUGGAUCCGUCUGUCAGGCCCUGCGAUGACUUCUACAAAUUUGCUUGCGGGAAAUUCCUGGAAUCUGCAGAACUACGUGAUUAUUUGUCAAGUAACUUUUCGUUCAUCCAAGUUAACGAAAUAGUGGAAGAUCAGUUGAAGGCUAUCCUUUUCGAAGAGUCAACACCAGAUGAACCUAACCCAUACAAGACAAUGAAACAUUUGUUUUCCCUGUGUUUGGAUGAAGACAAGAUAGAUGCCAGAGGAGUAAGUCCAGCGGUAUCUAGGCUGGAGGCUGCUGGAGGCUGGCCGGUGCUGGGAAACUGGAGGCACUUUGGCUGGAGCUUCCUGGACACCGAAAUACGACUGAGAAACCUCUCUAUCGGUGGCGGAAGUCUCUUCCAGAUAGACGUAUCCGUAGAUCUAAAGAAUGCCAGCAAACGUGUCAUCCAGAUUGACCAGGCCGUCUUGGGACUGUCACGGGAGUUUCUAGUGAAGGGGCUGAGCAACCCCAUAGUCCAGGCCUACUACAGUUACAUGGUGGACAUAGCGGAGAUGUACGGGGCAGAUAGACGUCUGGCACAAGUGAAACUCAACGAGAGCUUGAUGUUCGAGAUAGAGCUAGCAAAGAUAACAAUACCACAAGAACAAAGGCGGGAAUUGGAACGCAUGUACAAUUCCUACGACCUGGAAGACCUAAUAACAGAAUUCAAGUGGGUAGACUGGGCAGCACUUCUGGAAAGUAUAAUGCCAGCGUCUGUGCAGCUCAGAAAAAACGAGCAGAUACUCGUAAAAGAAGUGGAGUUCCUCAAAAAGCUUGAGGUGUUCCUACUUAAGUACUCUGAUGAAGUUAUUGCCAACUACAUGAUGUGGCAAGCCGCUAGUGGUAUGACGGACACUCUGACUAAACAGAUGAGGAAUAGGGAGAUGGAAUAUCGCCGUGCCACAAAAGGGAUCGCUGAGCGAGAGCCCCGCUGGAAGGAGUGUAUCGGAGUCGCUAAAAGACUUCCACUGGCCCUCUCUUCAAUGUAUGUUGAGAGAUACUUUGAUGACACCUCCAGAAAGCUAGCUCUGAGUAUGACCAAUAUGAUACGUGAGGAGAUGAUUCGUGGCAUUCAAGAACUAGACUGGAUGGAUGAAGAAACCAAAAAACGAGCCGCGUACAAGGCAUCUCAAGUUGUUCAACAUAUUGGCUAUCCUGAUGAGCUUAAGGAUAUAAACAAAAUUGAAGAAUUCUAUAAAGGG